This is a messenger RNA of Pichia kudriavzevii, 2241 nucleotides long. RefSeq lists its product as uncharacterized. Gene Ontology annotation, molecular function: GTPase activator activity. Bases 1 to 2241 code for a protein of 746 amino acids. NCBI's taxonomy places the organism in Eukaryota, Fungi, Ascomycota, Pichiomycetes, Pichiales, Pichiaceae. The record is from RefSeq and is a predicted model, not a curated record. Gene Ontology annotation, biological process: activation of GTPase activity. The transcript has a single exon.
AUGACAAAGUUUCCACCAGGCAAAGGACAGGUACUUUAUGCAAAGUCAAAAGUGUAUUUACACUUAACUUCGUCGAAAAAAGAUAACGUAUGUGGGUUUCUCACAAUAAUAAAGCCCUUUCCUACUUCAACCAAUGAAGAACUUAUCAUCGCAUUUAUCCCUGAGACGGAUCUCUCUCCCACUGACAGAGAAGCGUUAGUUUAUUUUGAUUUGUACGGGUUAGAUGGUGAGAAGUUUGAUUUCUACUCCUCGGCGUCAAACGAUACAAUGGACUCUCAAGGUCAUAAUUCAAACAAGCCUAAGGUUAAAAAGUUUAUUGAUCGACCAAAACUAUCCUCAAUUUCAUCUUAUGCCUUUGGUGUGAGUAUAAAUCAGUUGUACUCCAUACAAGUUCGGCCAAAGACUUCCAACUUAUGGGAAGGUUCAAUUGUAUUACAUCCAAAGCAUGAAGGAGAUAGGUUGCCAUCACUAUUUUUCCAUGACGACGAAUCUCCUGGUACUAAGAGAGAACAGCAAUUAAAGAGAAAAACAUUCAACCCUUUUUCUGAUAACAGUAUCAAUGGGAAUUCUCUCUAUUGGGGAGGCGAUCGUUUUCUUAGUUGCUUAAGAAAUUAUGCGGAUUUGAAGGAAAGCACACUUGAAUCGGGUAUGUUUUUGGUCAAUUGCACAGGUGAAGAUGCUCUUAACUUUGUUCCCAAUAUACUCGAUCAGAGUGAAAAUGGCGCAAAUCUUGAUCUAAGGUCAAAUUUUAACCACUUUCUGAAUUCAGCAAAGUGGAAAGUCUUAACGGGUUUGGCUUCUAUUACUGGGUUUACAAAAAAUAACAUCAACAAGGCGAUUGAUAAUAAAUUGUUGCCACAAACUAUCCAACAGUUUAUUGAACGGCCAGAGAUCAGACAGAUAACAGAUGAAUUUGACAGUGCCAACAUAUAUCUAGCUAAAUGGGCUUUAAAUGUACAAGAGGAGGCUGAAAGAAAUCGAAAAAUGAUAAUAGGCAAUGGCUAUUAUAAGGAGUUGAUAUCCGCCGAACUAGGUGAUGGUUUUGUUGAACUAACGCCAUUGGAAGUUUCGAAAGCAGCCAGAAAGGAACCUAUUAACAAAGAAAAGUGGGACUCUUUUUUUGAUUCCAAUGGAUGUUUACAAUACACUGUAGAUGAGGUACUGGAACAAGUGUUCCAUUGUGGCUUAGAAAUGGGUGUAAGGGAGGAGGCGUGGCCACUUUUGUUGGGCGUAUAUCCUUGGGAUACGACGGCAAAUGAGAGAAAGCAACUACGGAAAACUUUAGAAAACAAUUAUGCAGAGUAUAAGAACAACUGGAUGGCAGAUUUGACCAAACAGAAAAAUGAUGCUUUUUGGAAAGACCAAAAGGCCAGGAUUUAUAAGGAUUUGAAAAGAACGGACCGGGAUAUUGAACUAUUUGCUGCAAGUAAGGAAGAACAGGAAGAAGAUGAUGCCUUGGAAUACGAUGAUGAAAAUGAUACCAGUCUGUUCUACAACAAAAAUUUGGUUGUGCUUAGAGACAUUCUCUUUUCUUAUAAUGAGAUUAAUUAUAACUUGGGAUACGUUCAGGGAAUGAGUGAUCUACUAUCUCCUCUAUAUUUUGUGUUUCGAGAUGAAACGAUGACAUUUUGGGCUUUCCAGAGGUUUAUGGAGAGAAUGGAGAGAAACUUUGUUAGAGACUUGAGUGGUAUGAAAACUCAAAUGGUUACCUUAACAGAACUAGUUCAAUUUAUGCUUCCUGAUUUAUACAUACAUUUGGAAAAAUAUGAUGCCAACAACUUAUUCUUCUUUUUCCGCAUGCUUCUAGUAUGGUUCAAAAGAGAGGUAUCAUUCUACGAUACCAUGGAAUUGUGGGAAGUGAUGUGGACAGACUACUAUUCAUCGCAGUUCAUCUUAUUCUUUGCAUUAGCAAUCCUGCAAAAACAUUCAAAGAUCAUCAUUCAAACCUUGAAAGGUUUUGAUGGUAUUCUACGAUACAUCAAUGAUUUAAGUGGUUCCUUGGAUAUAGGUGAUUUACUCACACGUGCAGAGUUGCUCUUUAUCAAAUUCAAGCAAAUGGUUGAACUUAUUGAUCGUAAUGCUACAAAACUUCAGUCACAAAAUACGACAAAUGGCAGUCCCGAAAAUAGCAAUGGAAACCCAUUAAAACACACCGUCAGUACUGAACUGCGUGGACUACUCUCAAGGGAGAUUAUUAUACAAAAGGAAGAGACUCGAACUUCGGAAACGCCAUUUGGCUAA